Ruditapes philippinarum (Manila clam) is the source of this 1720-nucleotide messenger RNA. Its product is annotated as glycylpeptide N-tetradecanoyltransferase 2-like. Gene Ontology annotation, biological process: N-terminal peptidyl-glycine N-myristoylation. Bases 44 to 1720 code for a protein of 558 amino acids. The record is from RefSeq and is a predicted model, not a curated record. The transcript has 14 exons. NCBI's taxonomy places the organism in Eukaryota, Metazoa, Mollusca, Bivalvia, Venerida, Veneridae. Gene Ontology annotation, cellular component: cytoplasm. Gene Ontology annotation, molecular function: glycylpeptide N-tetradecanoyltransferase activity.
AACCAGUCCAUUAAGAUAUUUGGGAACCAGUCACACAACAAGCAUGGCGGAUGGCGAUUCACUGUACGAGUUGAGCUCAGAUCAGGACGGAGAUCCUGAUGCUAUAGACGGUGAUGUUGAAAAUGACGACACUGCAGACGAUGGUGUAUUAGAUGCAGCCAGGAAGAAGAGCAAGAAGAAAAAGUUAAGGCGUCCACGAGGUAUUGAGAAAUCAAGCGGAGAUUCAGACAGCCAGACAAUGAGCGAGGAUCAAGAUGGACACGAAAGUCAUCAUUAUCAUCACCAUCAUCAUCACGAUGGGCAUACUCAUCAAAUGAAGAAAAAAGAGGAUAUGAAUCAUAUGUCUGGGUCUGGUGCUGAGGCUGAUACGGAAGGUCAGGGGUCACAGAUGGAAUACACCCCAAGAGGGAAGGAAACUAAGACUGUAGAUGAGGAAAAAGCUUCAGGGGAUAAAGCGCAGCCUGCUGUACCUGCUUUGAGUCGUGCUCAGAUACAGAAGACAGUAAAGGAACUAGAAAUGUUAUCUAUGGUGGCAGGGGCCGCACCAAAAAGCAUGGACGAAGCUGCCAAGAAAAGAUACCAAUUUUGGGAAACUCAACCAGUGCCAAGAAUUAACGAGAAAGUACAAGGAAAUGAGGAGAUAGAACAAGAUAAACCAACUGAUGAAAUCCGACAAGACACAUAUUCAUUGCCUCAAGGAUUUAGAUGGGAUACCCUUGAUAUUAGUGACCCUCUUAUUUUAAAAGAGCUGUACACAUUAUUAAAUGAGAAUUAUGUAGAAGAUGAUGACAACAUGUUUAGAUUUGAUUACUCUCCAGAAUUCUUACAAUGGGCGUUACAACCACCAGGCUGGUUAAAAGAUUGGCACUGUGGUGUGAGGGUAAUCAAGAGUGGCAAGUUAGUCGGGUUUAUAAGUGCUGUUCCUGCUCACAUUAAAAUAUACGACAAAGAUAAGCAUAUGGUAGAAAUUAAUUUUCUGUGUGUUCACAAGAAGCUACGAUCAAAGCGCGUUGCACCAGUUUUGAUUCGCGAGAUUACUAGACGUGUUCACCUGAAAGGACUGUUUCAGGCAGUUUACACGGCCGGAGUGGUAUUACCUAAACCAGUUGCUUGUUGUAGAUACUGGCACAGAUCGUUAAAUCCAAAGAAGUUGAUUGAAGUGAAGUUUUCACAUUUAACCAGAAACAUGACUAUGCAGCGCACGCUGAAACUGUACAAAUUACCAGAUACCACAAAGGUUCCAGGAUUCCGCCCAUUCACUCCAGCUGAUGUUACAGACACUUUCAAACUUCUUUCUAAAUAUUUGUUAGGUUUAGAUCUGGCCCCAGUAUUCACAGAGGAGGAAUUCCGUCACUGGUUUAUUCCGAGAAAAGGGAUUAUUGAUAGCUAUGUAGUUGAGAACAAUGGAGUUAUUACAGAUUUUGUAAGUUUCUACACUUUUUGUACCCUUCAAACUGGUGAAAGGGCACGCACUCCGGCUACUGGGUUUGAUGUCUUUAAUGCCCUGGACUUAAUGCAGAACAAAACAUUCUUGGAGAAACUCAAGUUUGGCAUUGGGGAUGGCAAUUUACAAUAUUAUUUGUAUAACUGGAGAUGUAGUCAAAUGGAACCAAACCAGGUUGGCAACAGCAUAGAGCCUGGUCUAAAUGUACAAAUAUGCAGACUGGCCUGGCUCUGUACUGGUGGUAUAGGUUAUCCACAGUUGGUUCAAGCCGGGUGA